Mizuhopecten yessoensis (Yesso scallop) is the source of this 6123-nucleotide messenger RNA. RefSeq names its product TBC1 domain family member 2B-like. The transcript has 19 exons. The record is from RefSeq and is a predicted model, not a curated record. Lineage: Eukaryota; Metazoa; Mollusca; Bivalvia; Pectinida; Pectinidae. The coding region runs from base 8 to 2866 and encodes 952 amino acids.
GGACAACAUGGAUCCGUCGGUGGGAGGACCCGGAGUAGACGACAGAAACGGUCAGUCGUCUGCUCCACAUUCCUCUGAUAUUCCUGAACAGAUUAUAUCAGACAUGGAUUCUUCGACGGACGCUGACAAAUAUGAUACGAAUGACAAUGGCGCACAAUCAGCCGCGGCUAGGGUGGGACAGAGCGAAAGUAGCUGUGUCAACCCGGAAGCGAAACUUUUCGGAUGGUUGCAAAUCCUCACACGUGGUAUAAUCAAAACAAACAGACAACGUUUCUGCGUGUUCGGAGAUAGCACGUGCAAGCUAUAUAUUUACCGUAAUCAGCAUGAUUUUCUACCUUUGGAUGAAAUUGAUAUAUCCAGGGCUUCUUUUCAUUUUAACGCUGGAAAUACUGGAAAGCCCGGGAGUUUUGAAAUCAGGUCUGGAGGGAAGGAGCACCUCCUGGAUGCCUCUGACAGGCACUCGAUGAUGUACUGGCUACAGGAACUGCAGAAACGGCGCAGACUUUAUAACAUGGCAAGAAAUUCCCUGUCGCGCGACAGACUGGGCCAGUGGAACGUCAGGAGAACGCAGGGCAACAUUAGUGGGCUGGUUUCCAGGAAGGAUGAUAUCAACAUGGAGGUAGAGAUUGGACAGAGUGAUUUCCCUUUCAUCAAAGCACCGGCGAGUCUGCUGCUCGGACCACCGGAGGAUAACACCAUUCCCAGAAAACAGUCUGAGAGCUCCUCCCCGUCCCCUAGCCAAGAAGAACUAGUGACUCCCGAUGGAUCUACUCCUGCCCUCAGACAUGCUCACAUAUCCGCCGUCAAACCGGGGGGUAAAGUUGGCAAAUUCAAGACAGCAUUUGGGAAAGUGUUGAGUAGGAAGUCUGUGAUAAGUGACGAGGAAACAGCACCCAGCAUCUGUAACAGGUGUAAACUGCUCCAGAAACAGCUGAGCAACGCCCAGCAGGACCAGCAGGCUACGGAGGAGGAGUUACAGGCAAAUAGGGAGAUUGUCCGUCUGCUGCAGAAAGAGUUGGAUUCCAUCACCAAGGAAAUGGAAACAAGAUUCCAGAUGAGUACACAAGAUAGAGAGGGGUUCCAGGGAAUGCUGAAGGAACGAGACAAACACAUUAUAGAACUCAAGUUUGGUCUGUCCUCCAUGAAGGAAGAGAAGGAGUUAUUAGCUCAACAACUCAGGGCAAAAACAGGAAACUUAUGCAGCAUCCAGGACCAAUUAAAGAUGUUCGAAGAUAUGCUAGCUGCCAAAGACGAGACUAUCAUCAAACUUACGAACAACCUUUCUGAAGCUGAGAAAAAGGUGGCCGACGGAAAGGCCAAUGGUUUUGUAGACGUCUCUGAAGCAACGACAGUACCACCAUUAGAUUCACUCAUAUCCAACUCCACACCAGGACCUGUAUCAGACACAAGGGAAAUACAGAGACUCAAGGACAUGUGUGCUGCAUACGAAACCCAGAACAAGUUCCUUACCAACGAGAUACUGGAGCUGAAUGAUCUACGACAGCACGAUGAAGACAACGGCAAGACUCUGAUGAUGAGCUAUGCACAGCUGGAGGCAAAGUUUUAUCAAACCCACAGCAAAUAUCUUAUUCUUCUGAAGGAGUUCAAACAGCCUGUCAGAGGUGGACAGGAUGAGGUCCAGUCCCAGGAGAUGGUCACUCAACUCCUCUCAGACGCACUGGACCUGGACGAAAAUGAAGACAUGGAAUAUAAUCUGUUCACCUCCAGUGGACAGGAGCAUGACCGGUAUGGCUUCCUGAAGAAGUAUGGUGGGGAUGAAGAUGAUGAUCCCCUUAUCGCCAAGGCUACAAAACUAGAGAGGAAGUCUGAGGAGCUGUCCACCAAGAUCAAGGAAGCAGAUGAGGUCCAGUCACAUUUGGUCAAGUGGGACAACUUUAUGGUAGGCCAGACAGGAAAACCCCUUGUCAGGUCGGCCGAACUGAAGGGACUGGUACGCAUGGGGGUUCCUCAUGAGCACAGAAGUCACAUAUGGAAAGGGUGUGUGAACUUUUAUGUGAAUGACAACAGAGAUAAGUUGGGUCCACACUACUACAAGGGUCUGAUCUCACGGUCAAGUAAUACCACCCAUCACGAUCCUGCUGCCAAACAGAUAGAACUGGACUUGUUAAGAACCCUGCCGAACAACAAGUAUUACGAGAGUUCAGAUUCGGAUGGUGUAGCCAAGCUGCGACGUAUAUUAGUGGCCUACAGCCUUCAUAACCCAGUCAUUGGAUACUGUCAGGGUCUGAACAGACUGGCGGCCAUUGGUUUGCUGUUCCUAGAGGAGGAGGAAGCUUUCUGGUUAUUAGUGGCCAUUGUAGAACACAUCAUGCCAAAGGAUUAUUACAGCAGAACUCUGAUAGCGGCUCAAGCUGACCAGAGAGUUCUGAAGGACAUGGUCCAGGAUAAGUUGCCUCGUCUGUAUGCCCACUUCGAGUCCCACGAUGUCGACCUGUCACUCUUCACCUUCAACUGGUUCCUCACCAUCUUUGUAGACAACAUCCCAGUGGAGACAUUUCUCAGGGUGUGGGACGCUUACCUGUACGAGGGAAGUAAGAUGCUGUUUCGUUUUGCUGUGGCCUUUUUCAAAAUGGCAGAGGAGGAUAUUUUACAACAGGAUAGUACACUGGCAGUCAACCACUAUAUGAGAGUUAUAGGAGAGAAGAUGGUUAAUGUUCGUAAGAUUUCACAGUUCGCCUUUAACUGGAUCAACCCUUUCCCAAUGAAGAAUAUCGCCACCAAACGGCAGUUCUACCUCCAACAGCUCAGGGGUGAACUUGCGGAGCUGGAUCGCCUAAGAGAAGACAUUAGGAGCCAACGUACCACAUCUGAAUACAGAGAAUUCUUCAGUGAUGAUGAGUUAUAGCACUCUCCUUGUGCAAUGGCAAAUGUUUGUAGAGUGUUACUUCUCUAAUACGACCUCUGAGUGUUCUGUCCAAUCCAACAUAAUUCUAUAUUCACAUGUCACAUCAAAACUACCAAAUAUGACAUGUGUGUUCAACUCAGUAUCUGACUCUCUGUUUGAAGCAAGCUGGAUUCCAGUUAGACAUUCAAGAAUAUCAACCUCGCAUUGAGAUUUCUCUGUUAUUCUUCCCAUCAGGGAUGUCUGACAAUGUCCAGGAUUUACUACACCAUAGUAAGCUCAAAUGAACAAGUAAAUACAGCUUGACUGUUGGAUGUUUCAGUUGAGAAACUAUGUUGGCAAUGCCCUGAGUAUGAGAGAUUCAACACAAGAUUUAAUAGCAUUUGGAGGUUGCUCCUUCAAUAUGCUGCUGUUAAUGGCUGUUCAAUGAUGACCCCACCCUGUUGUUAUUAUGUCAAAGACAUGAUGCCAUUUUUUAUGGAUAAUAAUAGUGAUAUGUCAGUUUCCCUGCUUGGAACUUCGUGCUAAUUUUUCCCUUGUUUGGCACAAAGUGCCUGUAAAUGUAUGCAAUGGUACACCAUCUGUCUCUCGUCCAGGCUAUAUUUUUCCUUUAUACACACAACUUGAGGAUCCCUGAUGUAAUGAAACAUUAUAUCUGAUCAGUAUUGCUUGCUGGGAUGAGUUAAGGACUAUCAACUUAGUUCAACUAAAUGAUCUUGACCCAAUAUCAAGGUCACUGGGGCCAGAUAUGUUUAAAACUUCAAACAGCUUCAAAAAUAUCCAUGGCCUUGGUCUGUAGUUUGAAGGGCUAUCAAAUUUGUUCAAAUAAAUAUGACCUUUAACCACUUUGAAGGUCACAGAUGUAAAAUGUGAUUUGCAACAAGAUUCAAUAACAGGUGAGUGAUAUAUCAGGCCCAGUGGGCCUCUUGUUAAAAUGAUAAAUGCAAUGUAAAUGAACAUUAUAUUGAUAUGUGCAAUACUAUUGUAUAAACUUGUCUUGUAGCAUUUUAGAUUCGAAGCAUUCCAUUUUGAACAUAAUAUGUACUAAAUUAUGUAUUACAUUGAUUCUCAUUUUGUUGUUAGUACACAAAGGAGCCUGUAACAAUGGUUUGUACAAAAUUUAUUAAUUAUUUUAUAAGAUUUUUAAUCUACCAUAUUUUCUAACAAAUGUGUUUACAACGCAGCCUUAAUAAUCCAGCCUCCUUCAUUUCCAGCAUAAGCUUAAAGGUGAGUGGAUUGUGAAACAGAUGGAUUAAAAGGACAAUUUAAUGUAUGAAAAAGGGCUAGUAUGUCCCCUAAAACACUUAGUGGAUUAAGUAGGUUUGCCUGUAGUCUACAUAUGGCUAAUGACUUGAAGGAAUUUAUUCAGCUGAAAUCGGAUUUUAUAUAUUGAUAUAUGAUAGAGAAACUGGAUGAAGUCUAUUAGAGUUCUAUUAUAGCCAUGGAGUUUUGUAAGUUAAGUUUUUUCUGAUCCAAUAGACUGUUCUGGUGUUCAUCUCAAUUUCAGUACUUGAAUGACUGUGUUGGAGAAUGCUAGCAGUCUUAGGACUAUUUCCCACCAUACUGAUUUAAUUUGUGUAUUUUGACAAACGUCCAUAUUUACUUUCAUCAUACCAUUUCUAUGUACAUUUCUUUAAAAGAUUCUAUCUUAUAUCUUAUUCUUUAUAAUUUAUCUAUGGCAUAUGCAAAUUUUUCACAUACAUUACCAGUCAUUAUAGAGAUAUUUUUCUUGAUUGUAGUGCUAUUAUUAUUAUUAUUAAAUUCCCCACCAAAUCAAUGUAUGUAAAGCCUAUUUAUAUUAGAAACAUGAUGUAAUCGAUUAUGUCAACAAGUAUGUGAAAAAAAUUGAAGUUGUUUUUAGCUCACCUGGCCCUAAGGGCCAAGUGAGCUUAUGGCAUACCGUAGCAUCCGUCGUCUGUCAACUUUUUACAUUUUAAUCUUCUUCAAAACUACUGGGCCAAUUUUGACCAAACUUGACAUGAAACAUUACUAGGACAUGGGGAUCUGAAUUCAUGAAAUUUAUGGGGCUACGCCCCCAGGAGCCUGAGGGGCAGGGCCAAAUAGGUAAAAAAAAUGGAGUCAUCUUUGAAAAUCAUCUUCUCUACUCCUACAAGUUAUAGAGAGUAAUGGCACAUUUAAUUAUAAUCAUCAACUAGCCCUCUUUUGAAUUUAUGAAAUUUAUGGCCCAGGGGUCAAGGAGUCAAGAGGUAGGGCGGGGUCAAUAUUGUGUACUUGUUAUGUAAUUAUGUAUUUAUACAUUUAAUUUUUAUUCUUCAAAAACUACAGGGCCAAUUUUGACCAAAUUCGACUUGGAAGAUCACUAGGACAUGGGGAUCUAACUUAAUAAAAUGUAUGGGGCUGCACCACCAGGGGCCUGAGGGGUGGGGCCAAAUAGGUAAAAAAUGGAAUAAUCUUUAAAAAUCUUCUUCUCUACUCCUUCAAGUAACAGAGAGUAAUGGCACAUCAUAAUCAUCAACUGGCUCUCUUUUGAAUUUAUGAAAUUUAUGGCUCUUGGGUCAAGGGGUCAAGUGGUAUGGUGGGGUCAAUAUUGUAUGUUAUGGAUCUUUAAAACAGUUGAGAUCCCCACCCCAUUACCAUAUAUAGUAUUGCUGGGCAUCAAGAGAUAAACACAAUUAUGAUGUAAAAAUAGGCCCUGGGGUCUUUCUCCAUCCGUAGGAACUUAGUUUCUGGGUUAUAUCUUUGAAACAGUCGCGAUCCCCACCCCAUAACAAUAAAUAGCAUUGCUGGGCAUCAAGAGAUAAACACAAUCAUAAUGUAAAAAUAGGCCCUGGGGUCUUUCCCCAUGCCUAGGGACUUAGUUUCUGGGUUAUAUCUUUGAAACUGUUGAGAUCCCCACCCGAUAACCAUAUAUAGCAUUGCUGGGCAUCAAGAGAUAAACACAAUCAUGAUGUAAAAAUAGGCCCUGGGGUCUUUCUCCACCGCUAGGGACUUAGUUUCUGGUUUAUAUCUUUGAAACAGUUGAGAUCCCCACCCCAUAACCAUAUAUACAAUUGCUGAGUAUAGAAAGACGAAUGCACAUAUGCUUCCAGGAAGGCCCUGGGGUCUACCCUACCCUUGGAGACUUAACCCUGAGUCAUAACUUCGAAAUGGUUAAUAUCCCCACCCCUAAACUAUAUAUAUAAAUGCUGGGCAUAAAGAGAUGAAUGUAGUUAUGAUAUGAGAAUGGACCCCAGGGUCUGCCCAACCCUUGCAGACUUAACCCCUGGGUCAUAACUUUGAAACGGUUGAGAUCCCCACCC